Homalodisca vitripennis (glassy-winged sharpshooter) is the source of this 1883-nucleotide messenger RNA. It is a transcript of the gene ldbr, whose product is annotated as lariat debranching enzyme. The record is from RefSeq and is a predicted model, not a curated record. Gene Ontology annotation, biological process: mRNA splicing, via spliceosome. Gene Ontology annotation, cellular component: nucleus. Bases 206 to 1774 code for a protein of 522 amino acids. Lineage: Eukaryota; Metazoa; Arthropoda; Insecta; Hemiptera; Cicadellidae. Gene Ontology annotation, molecular function: RNA lariat debranching enzyme activity. The transcript has 11 exons.
CGUGUCAGUCAGUACAGUAGCGAUUCGUCCUUUGUUGUUAGUGGUAGUCCGUUCCGUUGCUGUUGUUAAACAAAACAUAAACCAAAAUAUUAUUGGUUUAAACUGUUAAGUGAUUAAAUUUCGAAAACAUUAUUUAAGUAAUUUAAAUCAUCUCUAUUUAUUUUAUCUGAUCAUCCUGCAUUGAAGCAAUAACGAAAAUCUUACAAUGAAGAUCGCUGUCGAGGGUUGUGCUCAUGGUGAGCUUGAGAAGAUUUAUGAAACUUUGCAAGAAUUAGAGAAACAAGAGGGAUUCAAGGUGGAUUUAUUAAUCUGUUGUGGCGACUUCCAAGCUACGAGAAACACACAAGAUCUGUCCUGCAUGGCAGUGUCCGACAAAUACAAGAAUAUUUGCUCAUUUUACAAGUAUUAUUCUGGAGAAAAAGUGGCUCCUGUGCUGACAAUUUUCAUCGGAGGAAAUCACGAAGCAUCCAACCAUCUGCAGGAACUCAGCUACGGUGGAUGGGCAGCUCCUAAUAUUUAUUAUCUGGGGUAUGCUGGAGUGGUGAACUAUGGAGGUGUCAGAAUUGCUGGACUUUCUGGAAUUUACAAAGGCAGAGACUACAUGCGAGGCCACUACGAGAGAGUGCCGUACACAGAAGACACAAAACGUUCAGUCUACCAUAUCCGCAACCUAGAAGUGUUCAGGCUAAAGCAGUUGAGCCAGAAGGUGGAUGUGAUGCUCUCUCACGAUUGGCCAACUGGAAUCACUAGCCACGGAGACGUUGGACAAUUGCUGCGGUAUAAACCGUUUUUCAAAAAAGACAUAGAGGAAAACGCAUUGGGCAGUAGGCCGGCCGAAGAGUUGCUGCAUCACAUGAAGCCAGCAUAUUGGUUCUCUGCUCAUCUCCAUUGCAAGUUUGCUGCCAUCGUUUCUCAUGGGCCAAGAAAAGGAUUCACUAAGUUUCUAGCGUUAGACAAGUGUUUGCCAAAAAGGAAAUUUUUACAGAUCCUGGAUAUAGAGCAUGACAAGAACAAGCCUCUGACCCUCAGCUACGAUCUGGAGUGGUUAACGAUAGUCCACCUGACCAACCAUCUGCUCAGUGUCAAGAGAGGGCUGACGUACAUGCCUGGACCCUCGGAGAAUGAGAGGUGGAUAUUCACCCCUUCUGAAAAGGAGAAGGCUCACAUACUGAAACGGUUCGGCGGAGACUUGACCGUGCCUCUCAACUUUACUCGGACAGUGGAGCCGUAUUCUCCCGACAAUUUAGCAUCGCAGUACGCUCCGGUGAGCUUACAGCUGAACCCCCAGACGAUGCUUUUCUGCGAGCUACUGGGUGUGGACGACCCGCUGGACCUCCUGCUCCAGAGUACCAGCCAGGACAGCACUCCCAACUCCUGGGCACACACUCCGGACACUCCUGGGAGCCUCAGUCGGACAUCCCUCUCUGCCGAUGACAGCUCCUUCCUGGACACCAGCUUGGAGGACUCAAGCAGAUAUACGGGAAGCAGUACACGGUCUCUGCCGAUAAAACGAUUCAGUAUGUCUCUUCCACUUCCUAAGUUAUCUCUUCCUGACGAAAAUUCAGAAGACUUCCUCCCCUUGACCCAAGAACCUCAGGAGUCUUCCCAAGAGUUUAAAUCGUUGCAUGAAAGUGAAGAUUCAACGAAUACCAACAGUACAUAUCUGACGGCAUCAACCAACACGUCACAAACUGAAGAAAGUGAACCCAGCCAACCAAGGAAGAAGUUCAAGCGGAGAAAUCAAGAGUUUUACACCAGUGAGGAGACUACCUGACGGACCGCCCUUGUCUACAUAGAACAUAUGUAGUUACCAUAUCUGUAUCAUUUUGUAAAUAUUGUAAAUAGUGUUUUAUAAAUUCUGUAUAUAAAUUUUUAUCAUUCUA